GUAAAGGACAGGUCACGCAGGGACAGACUGAUAAUUACAAAGAGUGAUUUAUUUACACCAAUUGGCGUCCAUUACCAGAGCUGGAUCUCCAGAGAAACGUGCUCAGAGAUUGAUCAGGACGUUCUGCCCGUGGGUGAUUCAUGCCCUGGGCACUCUGAGGGUGAGUAUAAAAGGGCUCCCCAGCAGAUCUUGGCAGAUCAUUUCUCUGCUCUUCCCUUGUGCUGUAGAUCCCCUGAGACCCUCCCUCCCUGGCGAUGGUGCUGUCCCGGAGCCCCUGCACCGAGGGCUCUCCCUCGCCCUGCGGGGCGGCCGCGCCCCAGCCCGUGGCCGAGAGCUGCAACGAGCCGUGUGUGCGGCAGUGCCCCGACUCCACCGUGGUCAUCUACCCCCCGCCCGUGGUGGUCACCUUCCCCGGGCCCAUCCUGAGCACCUUCCCCCAGCAGAGCGUGGUGGGGUCCGCGGGAGCCCCCGAGGUCGGGGUCGGGUCUGGGUUCGGGGCCGCCCGCACCCCCGGCGCUUCCCACGUCUACGGCGGGGCCCGCUGGGGUCGGGGGUACCCCGUGGGCAGCUGCAGGCCCUGCUAA
Messenger RNA from Chiroxiphia lanceolata (lance-tailed manakin), 584 nucleotides. RefSeq names its product claw keratin-like. NCBI's taxonomy places the organism in Eukaryota, Metazoa, Chordata, Aves, Passeriformes, Pipridae. The record is from RefSeq and is a predicted model, not a curated record. Gene Ontology annotation, molecular function: structural constituent of cytoskeleton. The transcript is spliced from 2 exons. The coding region runs from base 255 to 584 and encodes 109 amino acids. Gene Ontology annotation, cellular component: intermediate filament.